AUGAGAUAUUCCAGAAUGAAAGAAAGCCAACUUCUGGUUUUCACACUAAUCGCAGUUGGAAUAGGUUUUGCUAGUGGUAUUCUCCUACGACAGUUUGAUUUAUCGGAUAAUGCUCGGAAUUUGGUCGGGUUUCCCGGUGAAAUAUUCAUGCAGGUUCUCAAAUUGAUGGUUUUGCCAUUGAUCUUUUCAUCGUUGAUUUCUUCCCUCGGUCAAAUGGACGCAUCCCGAUCUGGAAAAAUGAGUUUUAUAGCAAUUGCCUACUACCUGACCACAGUAAUUAUUGCAAGCUGUAUCGGUGUUGCAAUGGUGUUUCUAUUCCAUCCCGGGGACCCUGAUAUGAGAAGUCAUCGGCCUGAGGAUGUAGUGAUACGAGAGGACAAUAAUAUAUCUGCACUUGAUUCUAUUUUGGAUUUGAUCAGGAACAUGUUCCCACAGAAUAUUGUGGAAGCAACGAUGUACAGGUCUCAGACGGCUUUUGUAGUUGUGCGGAAGAAAAUUUUGAAAAAUGGCACGAUCACACCGGUUUUGAUGCGGAAAACGAUUAAAUUGACUCAAGGAACUAAUAUUUUAGGACUGAUUGUAUUUUGCACUGGUUUUGGAAUAGUAAUCUCAAAACUUGGAGGCAAAGUCCGAGUGAUAGUUGAAUUCUUUAUCGUUCUCGAUAAAGUUGUCAUGAAGUUUAUAUCAGUUCUAAUGUUGUUCGCCCCAUUCGGAAUAGUCAGUUUGAUUGCUUCGAGCGUUUUGGACAUCGAUGAUCUCUACAAAAUGGUCACUACAAUGGCUUUAUACGUCUUCACAAUAAUGUGCAGUCUAUUCCUUCACUGCGUGAUUGCAGUACCAACUUUGUAUUUUUUCAUAACUAAAAAGAGCCCAAUUGAUGUGGCGAAGGGAAUGGUUCAGCCAUUUGUGACGGCAAUCGGCACAGCGUCCAGUGGAGCGUCAUUGCCUCAAGCGAUGAGCAGUGUGGAAGAAAAUUUGCAUGUUGAUGCCAGAAUCGCUGGAUUUAUUAUGCCACUCGGGAACACUAUUAAUAUGGACGGAAAUGCCCUUUACGAGGCAGUCGCCGUUAUCUUCGUAGCACAGCUUAACAACGUCACAUUAUCCUUUGCAGAUGUGAUUACAAUUUGCGUCACUGCAACUUUCGCCUCGAUCGGUCUAAAUGCGGUACCGGCCGGGCUAGUUUCGAUGUUCGUCAUCCUAUCAUCGGUAAAUCUUCCAGUUUCGGAUAUUGCACUUUUGUUUACUGUUGAUUGGUUCAUAGAUCGCGUCCGCACUGCUCUAAAUGUCCUCGGUGAUGCAUAUUGUGCUUGCGUCGUUCAGCACUUUUUGCAGGAUGAUCUUACUCAUGAACAUCAUCAUAUUUUGGACGAAUUGAAGUUAGAGGAAGGCGACUUAGCCGAGAUUGAUCGCCCGGAUCAGCUCCCCGAAAAAGUGAAAAAGGUAUCAUUCGUCGACUUCCAUCACAUUCCAUCGCCAAGUGCUCCGCCAGUUUUCAAUUCCACAAAAACCUAUUCUUUAAAAUCUGCAAUAAUUGGCCCCCUGAGAGCCCACGUUGCUCUUCAAACCAGACUUUCUCAAUUGUCAGAGGAAUGUAAAUUAGAGGAGCAUGAAUCUAAAGAUCUUUAA
Molecule: messenger RNA, 1626 nt
Organism: Caenorhabditis elegans
Lineage: Eukaryota; Metazoa; Nematoda; Chromadorea; Rhabditida; Rhabditidae
Gene: glt-7
Product: Amino acid transporter
Exons: 9
Coding region: 1-1626 (541 amino acids)
Biological process (GO): neutral amino acid transport
Cellular component (GO): membrane
Molecular function (GO): symporter activity
Source: RefSeq, marked reviewed